Messenger RNA from Manis pentadactyla (Chinese pangolin), 7386 nucleotides. It is a transcript of the gene DOCK6, whose product is annotated as dedicator of cytokinesis 6. Gene Ontology annotation, cellular component: cytosol. The record is from RefSeq and is a predicted model, not a curated record. Gene Ontology annotation, molecular function: guanyl-nucleotide exchange factor activity. Lineage: Eukaryota; Metazoa; Chordata; Mammalia; Pholidota; Manidae. The transcript is spliced from 42 exons. Bases 129 to 5591 code for a protein of 1820 amino acids. Gene Ontology annotation, biological process: small GTPase-mediated signal transduction; positive regulation of GTPase activity.
CAGCACGGAGCGGCCCGGGACACCCGGAAGGGCCCCGCCUCCGGCCGCGGCCCCGCCCCGCCGGGCAGCCCAGAACCGGGCGGCGGCGGCGGGGACUGUGCGCGGCGGCGGCGGGACGCGCGGGGACCAUGGCGGCCGCCGAGCGCCGAGCCUUCGCGCACAAGAUCAACAGCCUGGAUUUCCCUUGCAUAGAAUGGAUUUAUUGGCCCCACAGCCAGAGUUCUCAGGGCCCCGCUGGCCAAGCUUUCCUGUUCCCAGGGCCCCUUUCCUGUCCCCGCAGGACAGUGGCAGCCGAAGUGCGGAAGCAGGUGUCCCGGGAACGGAGUGGCUCCCCCCACUCCAGCAGGCGCUGCAGCAGCUCCCUGGGGGUCCCAUUGACUGAAGUCAUCGAGCCCCUGGACUUUGAGGAUGUGCUCCUGAGCCGGCCACCAGAUGCCGAACCUGGGCCCCUCCGGGACCUGGUUGAGUUUCCAGCGGACGACCUGGAGUUGCUGCUGCACAGCCGAGAGUGCCGGACCACAGAGCCCGCGGUCCCCGAGGAUGGAAAGCUGGAUGCCCAGGUGAGGGCCGCAGUGGAGAUGUACACAGAGGACUGGAUCAUUGCCCACAGGAGGUACCAGCAUCUGAGCGUGGCGUACAGCCCCAUCACCACAGAGACACAGCGAGAGCGGCAGAAGGGCCUCACCCAACAGGUCUUCGAGCAGGGUGCUUCUGGGGACGACCGUUCAGGCCCGGAGGACUCGGACGACCCCCGGCACUCCUCAGGCUCCCUAGAUGACACCCCACGGAGCAGUGGUGCCUCUGGCAUCUUCGACCUGAGGAACUUGGCAGCUGACUCACUGCUGCCCUCGCUGCUGGAGCGCGCGGCCCCCGAGGAUGUGGACCGGCGCAAUGAGGCCCUGCGGCGGCAGCACCGGGCCCGCGCCCUGCUCACCCUCUACCCGGCGCCCGAUGAGGAUGAGGCUGUGGAACGCUGCAGCCGCCCGGAGCCACCCCGUGAGCACUUUGGACGGAGAAUCCUGGUCAAGUGUCUGUCACUGAAGUUUGAGAUCGAAAUUGAACCCAUCUUUGGCAUCUUGGCUCUGUACGAUGUGCGGGAGAAGAAGAAGAUCUCAGAGAACUUCUACUUCGACCUGAACUCAGAUUCCAUGAAGGGGUUACUGCGGGCCCACAGCACCCACCCCGCCAUCUCCACCCUGGCCCGCUCUGCCAUCUUCUCUGUGACCUACCCCUCGCCUGACAUCUUCCUGGUCAUCAAGCUGGAAAAGGUGCUGCAGCAGGGGGACAUCAGUGAGUGCUGUGAGCCCUACAUGGUGAUGAAGGAGGUGGACACAGCCAAGAACAAAGAGAAGCUGGAGAAGCUGCGCCUGGCGGCCGAGCAGUUCUGCACCCGCCUGGGCCGCUACCGCAUGCCCUUCGCCUGGACGGCGGUGCACUUGGCCAACAUCGUGAGCAGCGCGGGGCAGCCCGACCGCGACUCGGACUCGGAGGGCGAGCGUCGACCUGCCUGGACUGAGCGCCGCCGUCGGGGGCCCCAGGAUAGGAUGAGUUGUGGGGACGACGCUUGCAGCUUCUCUGGCUUCCGCCCAGCCACCCUAACUGUCACCAACUUCUUUAAGCAGGAGGCCGAGAGGCUCAGUGACGAGGACCUCUUCAAGUUCCUGGCUGACAUGCGACGCCCGUCAUCUUUACUGCGGCGCCUACGACCUGUCACCGCCCAGCUCAAGAUCGACAUCUCCCCGGCCCCCGAGAAUCCCCACUUCUGCCUCUCUCCGGAGUUGCUUCAUGUCAAGCCCUACCCAGACCCCAGAGGCCGUCCCACCAAGGAGAUCCUGGAGUUCCCAGCCCGGGAGGUGUACACCCCACACACCAGCUACAGGAACCUGCUGUACGUGUACCCACACUGCCUCAACUUCAGCAGCCGCCAGGGCUCCGUGCGCAACCUCGCCGUGCGAGUGCAGUAUAUGGCGGGCGAGGACCCUGGCCAGGCGCUGCCGGUCAUCUUUGGAAAGUCUAGCUGCAGUGAAUUCACCCGAGAGGCCUUCACCCCAGUGGUCUAUCAUAACAAGUCGCCCGAGUUCUACGAGGAGUUCAAACUGCGUCUUCCCGCCUGCGUGACCGAGAACCACCACCUGCUGUUCACCUUCUACCACGUCAGCUGCCAGCCCCGGCCAGGCGCAGCCCUGGAGACUCCUGUGGGCUUUACUUGGAUCCCCCUGCUGCAGCACGGCCGCCUGAGGACAGGCCCCUUGUGCCUCCCGGUGUCCGUGGACCAGCCCCCGCCCAGCUACUCCGUGCUCACACCUGACGUGGCGCUGCCGGGCAUGCGCUGGGUGGACGGCCACAAGGGCGUGUUCAGUGUGGAGCUCACGGCUGUGUCCUCUGUGCACCCCCAGGACCCCCACUUGGACAAGUUCUUCACUCUGGUGCAUGUCCUGGAGGAGGGGGCCUUCCCGCUCCGGCUCAAGGACACCGUGCUGAGCGAGGGUGCCGUGGAGCAGGAGUUGCGGGCCAGCCUGGCGGCACUGCGCCUUGCCAGCCCCGAGCCCCUGGUUGCCUUCUCGCACCACGUGCUGGACAAGCUUGCACGCCUGGUCACACGGCCCCCGGUCAUCGGUGGCCAGAUUGUGAACCUAGGUCGUGGGGCCUUUGAAGCAAUGGCCCAUGUAGUCAGCCUCGUCCACCGAAGCCUGGAAGCUGCCCAGGACACCCGUGGUCACUGCCCGCUGCUGGCUGCCUAUGUCUACUACGCCUUCCGACUGCCCGGCACUGAGCCCAGCUUCCCAGGCAGGGCCCCUCCAGUGACGGUGCAGCCUGCCACGCUGGCCCGUGGCCCUGGCCGCCCCGCAAGCCUCUACCUGGCCCGUUCUAAGAGCAUCAGCAGCAGUAACCCUGACCUGGCGGUGGCCCCUGGCUCUGUGGACGACGAGGUCUCCCGCAUCCUGGCCAGCAAGGGCAUCGACCGCUCACACUCCUGGGUGAAUUCUGCUUAUGCUCCAGGAGGCAGCAAGGCUGUGCUGCGACGGGCACCCCCUUAUUGUGGGGCUGACCCCAGACAGGCCAUCGACCGCAGCACUAGCCGAGCCUCCUCCUACCUCGAGGGUGCCUCCUCGGCCCCACCAACUACCCAGCCGAGACCCACUGUGCAGAAGCUGCUUCACGAGGAGCUGGCUCUGCAGUGGGUGGUCAGCGGCAGCGCCGUGCGCGAGGCCGUCCUGCAGCACGCCUGGUUCUUCUUCCAGCUCAUGGUGAAGAGCAUGGCCCUGCACCUGCUCCUGGGCCAGCGGCUGGACACGCCCCGCAAGCUCCGCUUCCCCGGACGCUUCCUGGACGACAUCACGGCCCUGGUGGGCUCUGUGGGCCUGGAAGUCAUCACCCGGGUCCACAAGGACACGGAGCUGGCCGAGCGCCUCAACGCCAGUCUGGCCUUCUUCCUCGGUGAUCUGCUGUCCCUGGCGGACCGCGGCUUUGUUUUCAGCCUGGUCCGGGCCCACUACAAGCAGGUGGCCACGCGGCUGCAGUCUGCCCCCAACCCGGCGGCGCUGCUCCUCCUGCGCGUGGACUUCACGCGCAUCCUGUGCAGCCACGAGCACUACGUGACCCUCAACCUCCCCUGCUGCCCUGUGUCGCCUCCGGCCUCGCCCUCACCCUCCGUAUCCUCCACCACCUCCCAGAGCUCCACAUUCUCCAGCCAGGCCCCAGACCCCAAGGUGACCAGCAUGUUCGAGCUGAGUGGGCCGUUCCGGCAGCAGCACUUCCUGGCUGGACUCUUGCUGACAGAACUGGCACUGGCUCUGGAACCGGAGGCCGAGGGGGCAUCUCUGCUGCACAAGAAGGCCAUCAGUGCUGUGCACAGUCUACUCUGUGGCCAUGACGCUGACCCCCGCUAUGCUGAGGCCACCGUCAAGGCCCGUGUGGCCGAGCUCUACCUGCCGCUGCUGUCACUUGCACGGGACACAUUGCCAAGACUGCAUGACUUUGCUGAGGGCCCAGGUCAACGGUCAAGACUGGCCUCAAUGCUUGACUCAGACACAGAAGGGGAAGGGGAUGUCGGAAGCACCAUCAACCCCUCAGUGGCCAUGGCCAUCGCUGGUGGCCCCCUGGCCCCUGGCUCCCGGACCAGCAUCUCCCAAGGACCGGUGACAGCUUCUCGCUCAGGCUGUCCCCUCUCUGCUGAAUCCAGCCGGACCUUGCUGGUAUGUGUGCUGUGGGUUUUGAAGAACGCCGAGCCAGCCCUCCUGCAGCGCUGGGCUGCUGACCUGGCCCUCCCUCAGCUGGGUCGGCUCCUGGACAUGCUGUACCUCUGCCUGGCUGCCUUUGAGUACAAGGGGAAAAAGGCCUUUGAACGCAUCAACAGCCUUACAUUCAAGAAGUCACUGGACAUGAAGGCUCGCCUGGAGGAGGCCAUCUUGGGCACCAUUGGGGCACGGCAGGAGAUGGUCCGACGGAGCCGAGAGCGGAGCCCCUUUGGGAACCAGGAGAACGUACGCUGGCGGAAGAGCGUCACGCACUGGAAACAAACCUCAGACCGUGUGGACAAGACCAAGGACGAAAUGGAACAUGAGGCCUUGGUGGAUGGGAACCUGGCAACUGAGGCGAGCCUGGUGGUUCUGGACACACUGGAGAUCAUCGUGCAGACAGUGAUGCUGUCAGAGGCCCGGGAGAGCAUCUUGGGUGCAGUACUGAAGGUCGUAUUGUACAGUUUAGGCAGUGCCCAGAGCACUGCCUUUUUGCAGCAUGGCCUGGCCACACAACGGGCCCUGGUGUCCAAGUUCCCAGAGCUGCUGUUCGAGGAGGACACGGAGCUGUGUGCUGACCUCUGCCUGAGGCUCCUGCGACACUGUGGCAGCCGAAUCAGCGCCAUCCGCACACACGCCAGUGCCUCGCUCUACCUUCUUAUGCGCCAGAAUUUCGAGAUUGGCAAUAACUUUGCCCGUGUGAAGAUGCAGGUGACCAUGUCACUUUCAUCCCUGGUGGGCACGACACAGAACUUCAGCGAAGAGCACCUGCGACGUUCACUCAAGACCAUCCUUACCUACGCCGAGGAGGACGUGGGGUUGCGGGACAGCACCUUUGCCGAGCAGGUCCAGGACCUGAUGUUCAACUUGCACAUGAUCCUGACGGACACAGUGAAGAUGAAGGAGCAUCAGGAGGACCCUGAGAUGCUCAUUGACCUCAUGUACAGGAUUGCCCGGGGCUACCAGGGCUCCCCAGACCUGCGCCUGACAUGGCUGCAGAACAUGGCGGGGAAGCACGCGGAGCUGGGCAACCACGCGGAGGCCGCCCAGUGCAUGGUGCACGCGGCUGCUCUGGUGGCCGAGUACCUUGCUCUGCUCGAGGACAGCCGCUACCUGCCCGUGGGCUGUGUUUCCUUCCAGAACAUCUCAUCUAACGUGCUGGAGGAAUCCGCCAUCUCCGAUGACAUCCUGUCACCUGAUGAGGAGGGCUUCUGCUCCGGAAAGCACUUCACGGAGCUGGGGCUGGUAGGGCUGCUGGAACAGGCGGCCUCCUACUUCACCAUGGAAGGGGAUUCUCGGAGAGGGAGAAUCAGGACCUUCACAAGCACCUGCUACCUGCCUUUCUCCCCAUAAAAUCCAUAACACAUGGCCUGGAUAUAGUAAGCUUUCAAUACUUUUAGCUACUAUUCACAUUUUUUAUUAUCGAAAAUUUCAAGCACAUGUCAAAGAAGAAAGUUGUGUCAUCCUCCCCUUCCCCAUGCCCGGCACUCACAUCAGCCGCCAGCUGUAUUUACCAUCCUGUUUCAUCUCUUCUUGGCCUCUACUUUUUUUGUUUCUUGUUUUUGCAGGAGUUUGUUUUUGUUUUUGUUUUUCUUGACCCAUGAAAAGACAUGGUCCCAGUUUUCACAAAUGGAUGAAACUGAUUGUGACCAUUUGGCUGGGAUUUUCUGAAACCUUGAUUACUCGGUAUAGUGUAAGAAUCAUGAACAUGGGUACCACGGCGGGGUGGGGGCUUGUGAGAAAUGCAGAGUCCUAGGUCUUCACGUCCUCUGAACCUUUCAUUUCAACAAGAUCUCAGAGGUUCUUGUGCAAGUUGGAGUCGGAGAAGUUGCAGCUUAAACCAAAUCCCAGAUACCACCCUGUCACAUGGGCACGUACCUCUCUGUGCAGCCCUGGAUGACGAAAUCCUGUUUACACAACUCCUAUCCUGUACGACUGAGGUGACAGGAGCUCUUUAAUGCCAGCCUGUGCUUAGAUGUCCCUGAUUAUCUCAGAAACUGGGUUGUUUUUUUUUUUAUUGUUGUUCUUCAGUUUGUUUGAAUCGGGAUCCACCUAAGACCCAUAGUGGCUGGCUGGCACACCUCUUUAUGUCUCUUUUAAUCAAAAAAAGAAACAAACACGAGAAAACAGGCCAUCAGUUCUCUCUUUGAAACAAGAGUUUGUGCAUUUCUUGAAAUGGGUAACUAAUGCCCAGGCAUUUUGUUUUCCACUGUUGUUAAGGGGUUUUCUCCCUUGAUUGGCUUGUUUGCAUGAAAGCUGUUGGGUUUAACUGCCUUUCACUUGUUGGAGACCCAGGCUUUGGUCUAGGGGGUUUUCUGGCCUGUGUGGGGCCGGUUGUGUCCGUAUGGUGUCACUUUACCUGCUUCCCAGGUCCUGUUUCUGGGGACUGGCGAUUAGAUCUAGGGCCGCACUCAAAUUUGGGGUCAGGUUUUCCAGCAAGAUUUCUUUUCUGCGGUGCCGGCCUCCCUAGUGAUGAUUCUUCCAUUGUUCACUUUGCUGGAGUCUCAGAGACAACGGUCUCUGGAAUGGCAAUAGACACAGACUUCCUGACAGUCAGUCAGCAAACAUCCCAGAGUGUCUGCUGUGUGCCAGGCUUGAUGCUGGCACCAUAUGGGGACAUGGGACACUCAAGAGUGGCCAUUAGCACAUGCCAGGAGGCAGUUGGGCAUGGAAGUCUUGGGCACCAAGCCAGAAGGGCUGAAAUUCAAGUCCUUGCCCUGGGGAGCCCUUCCAUGUUUCUCAGACUCAGUAUUCCCUCCAAGGAAUAGAAAGAAAAAUGGUUCCUCCCACUGAUAAAGGAUCAUGGGUAAAAUACAGAGGUGCGCAGCACCUGGUUCAUAGUAAGCAAGUGGAGACCAUGGAGGGGUCUGUUGGGGCAUGAGCAGAAAGGCUGGUGCCCCAUCUGGGGUGGGGGUGGUCAGGGUGGGCUUCCUGGAGGAGGAGAUAAAGGAGGGAGACCUGGAGGAUGGGUAGGAGCACAGAGGGAGGGCUGUUCCUGGCAGGAGAGACCAGACCUCCCUGGAAUCCUGACAUGCUGGGAAUCCUGGCACACACACACCCCCGACCCCCAGGGUGGGCUCUACGAGGCGGUGAACGAGGUCUACAAAACCCUCAUCCCCAUCCUGGAAGCCCACCGUGACUACAAGAA